Messenger RNA from Rhizopus microsporus ATCC 52813, 573 nucleotides. RefSeq lists its product as uncharacterized. Lineage: Eukaryota; Fungi; Mucoromycota; Mucoromycetes; Mucorales; Rhizopodaceae. The transcript has 2 exons. The record is from RefSeq and is a predicted model, not a curated record. The coding region runs from base 1 to 573 and encodes 190 amino acids.
AUGUCAGUCAUAAGCAGACCUUGUUCUACGACAGAUACAAGUUUCACAGAUAAAAAUUUAGAAAUUAAAUAUCAGGAUUCGACAACUGCUGAACCGCAAGGAACAGAAAUCAUGUUGAUAGACAGCGAGCCUUAUUGUGAAAAUAACUGCUAUGAUACCGGCGAUUGGAGAAGCACUCCUUCAUGUGAGCUUUCUACAGAGAGGCCUAGCAGGAGUCCUCAGGUUACGCAACAACAAUUGGAAUACACCAUGCCCGAUAAGCCAGAAAAGUUUGCAGGAGUUGGAGUGGUGGUUAAAAGAGGUCCCAUUGAAAAAUGGUCUUCCAAUCCGACACAAACCAUUAACACCGGAUCUAACCAUCUACGUCGACGCUUCCGACUCAGGUUGGGAAUAAGUUCAGCUUCAGUCCAAACAGCAGGGUUUUGGUCCACAGAAGAAAAAGAAGAUAGCAUAAAUGUUCGCGGGUUAUUGAAUGAAAAUAUGGGUGAGGGUCUUAACUUUCAAAGAGGAGACACGUCACCUAAAGCUGAACUUGAAUCAGGACUCACGACAACAUUAAGAUUCUUUCACUGA